Cyprinodon tularosa is the source of this 1842-nucleotide messenger RNA. It is a transcript of the gene pacsin1a, whose product is annotated as protein kinase C and casein kinase substrate in neurons 1a. The coding region runs from base 312 to 1631 and encodes 439 amino acids. NCBI's taxonomy places the organism in Eukaryota, Metazoa, Chordata, Actinopteri, Cyprinodontiformes, Cyprinodontidae. Gene Ontology annotation, cellular component: plasma membrane; endosome; cytoplasm. Gene Ontology annotation, biological process: positive regulation of dendrite development; neuron projection morphogenesis; plasma membrane tubulation. Gene Ontology annotation, molecular function: phospholipid binding; protein binding. The transcript is spliced from 11 exons. The record is from RefSeq and is a predicted model, not a curated record.
GCGCGUGCCUGUGCUGUGGAGCUCCCCCUUGCUGCGUGCAUCGUGAUCUCGUGGAUGCAGAGACUUGCAGAGAAGCGCAGGGUCACCUUCUGUCGUGCUGCAAAAAGGGGGGAAAUACGCUCUGAUUGGCAGCAGAUACUGUUGGGUUGCAGUGGAAGCAGUAGUCUCAGGGGAUCUCCUGCUGGGGACCAACAGCCUUUUUCAAAGUUUAUGGAAACCUGACCUCCCAUUGGUGGAGAAGUGCAUGAGGAACCCAGCUCUCCUGCAGAGGACAGGUUUAGUCAUUAGAGUGCUUUGCCACAUUCAGAAAAAUGUCUGGCUCCUACGAUGAAUCUGCAGGUGCUGACGACACCAUGGAUAGCUUCUGGGAGGUGGGGAACUACAAACGUGCUGUCAAGAGAGUUGAUGACGGUCAUCGGCUUUGCAAUGAUCUGAUGGGCUGCUUGCAAGAACGUGCCAAGAUAGAAAAAGCUUACGGUGAUCAACUAACUGCCUGGUCUAAGAGAUGGAGACAACUUAUUGAAAAAGGUCCACAGUAUGGCUCUGUGGAGAGAGCCUGGCUUGCAGUCAUGACAGAGGCGGAGAAAGUGAGUGAGCUGCACCAAGAGGUGAAAAACAACCUGCUAAAUGAAGAUGUUGAAAAAGUCAAGAACUGGCAGAAGGAGGCAUAUCAUAAGCAAAUGAUUGGAGGCUUCAAGGAAGCAAAGGAAGCAGAUGAAGGUUUCAAAAAGGCUCAGAAACCAUGGGCCAAGAAGCUCAAAGAGAUGGAGGCAGCUAAGAAAACGUACCAUAUGGCCUGCAAGGAGGAGAAGCUGGCUGCAGCCCGAGAGGCCAAUGGCAAGACUGAGGCUUCUGUCACACCAGACCAGCAGAAGAAACUUCAUGAGAAAGUGGACAAAUGCAAACAGGACACGCAAAAGGCUAAAGAGAAGUAUGAGAAGUCCUUGGAUGAGUUAAACAAGUGCACUCCUCAGUACAUGGAGAGCAUGGAGCAGGUGUUUGACCAGUGCCAGCAGCAUGAAGUCAAGAGGCUAACUUUCCUCAAGGAGGCCUUGUUGGACAUAAAACGCCAUCUAAACCUAACCGAGGGCCAAAACUAUGUCACAAUAUACAGAGAACUAGAGCGCACGAUUCAGGCCAUAAGCACACAAGAGGACCUGAGGUGGUUCAGCAACAAUCAUGGCCCAGGGAUGCCCAUGAACUGGCCAGUAUUUGAGGAGUACAACCCAGACCAGGCAGCUGCUCCUCCAAAGAAGAAGAAACCAGACGGAGCCCCACCUACUCCAAGCACCGACCAUGUGGCUCCCCCUGGUGAUCGCAGCAGUGUCAGCAGCUAUGACAAGAACCAAGCUUAUUCGACCGAGUGGUCCGAUGACGAGCAGCCCACUUCCUACUCUGGCAAUGAGAAUGGUGGGAACAGGAAUUCAUUUGAAGACGAUUCCAGCACUGGGAAAGGAGUGCGUGUUCGUGCCCUCUAUGACUAUGAUGGCCAAGAGCAGGAUGAGCUCACCUUCAAAGCAGGUGACGAAUUUACCAAGACGGAGGAUGAAGAUGAGCAAGGCUGGUGUAGAGGACGUUUGGACAGCGGCCAGGAGGGACUGUACCCGGCCAAUUAUGUGGAGGCAAUCUAGUCACGUGACCUGACAGAGACAUGCCGCUGAAGGCAGCUUGAACCCUCCCGUCCAACUGCACCGCACAUAGCCAGAGACUUAAGAGCAGAACAUCCUUUGCCCAACAGAUGCGCCAAGCUGUCUUGCCUAACUAAAACUUAGUAACCUAAAAAGACAAUAUAUCGGUAUAGUAUAUUUUAUCCAGCAUUGGGGGUGGGUGAAGCUUCACAUU